AUGAGCAAUCUCUUAGCAUACUCUGUUGAAAGUGGUGUUGUUGAAGCAGCAAGUUCAUCACCAACAGCUACCAACGAUCAGUCUGAAAAAGAUGAUUUCUCUCCGACAACCGAAAUCAAUGGUCCUUUUAUUGAUGAUAUUAUUUUUGAAAUUCUUCAAUUCCUUGAUUCCACGUUUAUCAUUCAAACUUGUAUGAAAAUUUCAAAACAAUGGAGACAAGUAUCAUUUCUUUAUCAUUCGCAAAAAACCACUCUCUCAUUAUCAUUCGCAAAAAACAGCUUGAAACAUGUUCGUGAAUCAAUCAUACUUUUAGCUAAUUGUGAAUGCUUGAAGAACUUGACUUCUCUGGAUCUGUACCGAAAUACAAUUUGCAGUGAAGGUGCCAAAUUUAUUGCCGAAAGUGAGUGCUUGAAGAAUUUGACUUGUUUGAAUCUGGAACGCAAUUAUAUUGGCAACGAAGGUGUCAAAUUUAUUGCCGAAAGUGAGUACAUGAAGAAUUUGACUUCUUUGAAUCUGAAAUACAAUUCACUUCGUAGCAGUGAAGGAGUCAAAUAUAUUGCCGAAAGUGAGUACAUGAAGAAUUUGACUUAUUUGAAUCUGGAACGCAAUCGAAUUGGCGUUGAAAGUGCCAUAUGUAUUGGUAAAACAAAAUGCUUGAAGAAUUUGACUUCUUUGAAUCUGUAUUACAAUCGAAUUAUGCCUGGGGGUGUCGAAUAUAUUGCUAAAAAUGAGUGUUUUAAGAAUUUGACUCAUUUGGAUCUGAGCUACAAUGCAAUUGGCAAUCGUUGUGUCAAAUAUAUUGCUGAAAGUGAGUGCUUGAAGAAUUUGACCUAUUUAGGUCUGCGUUGUACUAGUAUUGGCAGUGAAGGUGUCGAAUAUAUUUCUAAAAGUGAGCGCUUGAAGAAUUUAACUUCUUUGGAUCUGAGCUACAAUGCAAUUGGCAAUCAUUGUGUCAAAUAUAUUGCUGAAAGUGAGUACAUGAAGAAUUUGACUUAUUUAGAUCUGCGUUGUACUAGUAUUGGCAGUGAAGGUGUGAUAAAUACAUUUUAA
Messenger RNA from Naegleria lovaniensis, 1050 nucleotides. RefSeq lists its product as uncharacterized. The record is from RefSeq and is a predicted model, not a curated record. Gene Ontology annotation, biological process: activation of GTPase activity; nucleocytoplasmic transport. The coding region runs from base 1 to 1050 and encodes 349 amino acids. The transcript has a single exon. Gene Ontology annotation, cellular component: perinuclear region of cytoplasm; nucleus; cytosol. Lineage: Eukaryota; Heterolobosea; Eutetramitea; Acrasida; Naegleriidae. Gene Ontology annotation, molecular function: small GTPase binding; GTPase activator activity.